This is a messenger RNA of Daldinia childiae, 1611 nucleotides long. RefSeq lists its product as uncharacterized. Bases 1 to 1611 code for a protein of 536 amino acids. Lineage: Eukaryota; Fungi; Ascomycota; Sordariomycetes; Xylariales; Hypoxylaceae. Gene Ontology annotation, biological process: transmembrane transport. Gene Ontology annotation, molecular function: transmembrane transporter activity. Gene Ontology annotation, cellular component: fungal-type vacuole membrane. The record is from RefSeq and is a predicted model, not a curated record. The transcript has 3 exons.
AUGUUCGACAGAAUCGUAAAGCCCCUCAAAUGGUUUUACCAUGAGUUCGGCAUCGCCGCGAUCCACGAGACCGGUCGGAAUGCCUACCUUAUUAUCUUGGCGCGGACGUGCCGUAUGUUUGCGUACGGGACCAAUGCACUGAUUUUAGCCAUCUUCUUCUCCGCCUUGGGGAUAUCGGAUCAUCAAAUCGGCCUGUUCAUGACGUUUACGCUGGUGGGAGAUGUUAUCCUCGGAACGUUUCUUACGCUCGUCGCAGACCGUGUCGGGAGACGAAAGGUCUUGCUCGGUGGCUCUGUACUGAUGAUAAUGAGCGGUCUCAUCUUUGCUAUCUUUGAAAAUUUCUGGAUUUUGCUCUUCGCUGCAAUUGUCGGUGUUAUUAGUAUUACCGGCGGAGACUUUGGACCAUUCCGAAGCAUCGAAGAGUCUAUAAUAUCGCAGCUCACUACCCCUUCGACAAGAGCAGAUGUAUUGUCGUGGCAUGUCACCACGGCACUAUUUGGCUCGUCGUUGGGAAGUGAAUUGUCAGGAAGAGUCCUCCGCUACCUGCAGAGUAAGGAUAAUUGGACCGAAGUCGACUCAUACCAUGCCCUCUUUUGGAUAUAUGCCGUAAUGGGCGUUGUUAACCUUGUAUUGGUCCUAUUUCUAACAGAUGCAUGUGAACUACAGCCAGAGAAGGAAGCCUAUACAGAGCUCACACAAGAUGAUAGCACAGAUGACACUGACGUAGAUGCGGGCCAUUUUGAAGAGUCCUCAGAGGUGACUCCUACCCCUCGGGCAUCUCGAAAUUGGGUUAUUCGGAUCUUUAGGUGGCUAUCGGAUCAACUAGCCCAAAUAUCACCGUCAACCCGAUCGGUGAUGUAUAAACUUUGGUUCCUGUUGGCUGUCGAUUCACUUGCAGACGGAAUGGUGCCGUACUCACUAACCAAUUAUUACAUGGACGAAAAGUUUCAUCCGGCCAAGUCAACCCUUGGCGAUAUUACUUCGUUCAGUUACUUCAUGGGAGCAAUCUCAGCGUCGUUCGCAGGUCCUCUAGCGCGGAAAAUCGGGUUGAUCAACACAAUGGUGUUUACUCACACUCCAUCCUCAGCCGCUGUGUUACUCUUCCCUUUUCCACCCUAUCUUUGGAUGACGGCAGGGCUUUUACUCGUCCGUGCAGGGUUAAAUAAUAUGGACCAAGCACCACGGGCAGCUUUCAUAGCAGCGGUGGUGAAGCCCGAGGAACGAACGGCAGUUAUGGGCAUCACGUCUACUAUUAGAACUCUAGCCGCUACGACGGGGCCCACAGUCACCGGAAUGUUGGCUUCGAGCGACCGAUUUUGGAUUGCAUUCAUUGUGGCAGGUAGCUGUCGCUUAUCAUAUGACUUCGGCCUAUAUGCAAUGUUCGUGAACAUGAAACUUCACACGCAUGAAAAGCCGGCCGACCUGUCUAAUCAGCAUGGCCCGAGACGAGUCCCUGACGAAGAGAUGGAGUUAGAGAGUCUCGCUGACACGGAUAGCGGAAGCGAAGAGACAGGUUCUGAUUUCUCAGAACCGGAGACGGCUACUCUUCAAGUUCCUGACAAUAGUAAUCAGAGAAUUCGAAGUAGAAGUCCACGCCGAGCAGAGAUCUAG